Messenger RNA from Diceros bicornis minor, 1817 nucleotides. It is a transcript of the gene ST8SIA3, whose product is annotated as ST8 alpha-N-acetyl-neuraminide alpha-2,8-sialyltransferase 3. NCBI's taxonomy places the organism in Eukaryota, Metazoa, Chordata, Mammalia, Perissodactyla, Rhinocerotidae. Gene Ontology annotation, biological process: N-glycan processing; oligosaccharide metabolic process. Gene Ontology annotation, molecular function: alpha-N-acetylneuraminate alpha-2,8-sialyltransferase activity. The record is from RefSeq and is a predicted model, not a curated record.
AUGGCAGUGAUGAAGGAAGUGCAGGCAUUACAACACAUGAAGCGCAUCCCAGGAGCAGGCCUGGCAGCCGGCGGCCGGAGACGCACAGCGCAGCGCGCUCCAUCGCCACGCCGCCGCGCAGACCCUCCAUCUUCCUGCUCAGCCCCGGGCCCCGCUCGCCCCUGCCUUGGGGGUCCGCCUUCUCUCUGGGGCUCCUGCGCCCCCACGCCACCCCACCCCCGGCCCUCCGCGGCUCCCCUGCCCGGUCCCCCUCCCCCGCCACACACGCUGACACGCGCACGCGAACACACACACUCACACGCUGACACGCCAGCGAGCUGCUGGCCGCUCAAUGGACCGAUUUCCCCGCUUUCCCAUCCCAGGCAGCCCGGGAUGAGAAACUGCAAAAUGGCCCGGGUCGCCAGUGUGCUGGGGCUGGUCAUGCUCAGCGUCGCCCUGCUGAUUUUAUCGCUCAUCAGCUACGUGUCCCUGAAAAAGGAGAACAUCUUCACCACUCCCAAGUACGCCAGCCCGGGGGCGCCCCGAAUGUACAUGUUCCACGCGGGAUUCCGGUCACAGUUUGCGCUGAAGUUUCUAGAUCCGUCAUUUGUGCCCAUUACGAAUUCUCUGACCCAUGACCUCCAAGAGAAACCUUCUAAGUGGACAUUUAAUCGGACUGCGUUUUUACAUCAAAGGCAAGAAAUUCUUCAGCAUGUCGAUGUAAUAAAAAAUUUUUCUUUGACCAAGAAUAGUGUUCGGAUUGGACAACUGAUGCACUAUGAUUAUUCCAGCCAUAAAUAUGUUUUCUCUAUUAGCAAUAACUUCCGAUCGCUGCUUCCAGAUGUGUCACCCAUUGUGAAUAAGCAUUAUAAUAUUUGUGCUGUGGUUGGAAAUAGUGGGAUCCUGACAGGGAGCCGGUGUGGACAAGAAAUAGAUAAGUCAGAUUUUGUUUUCCGUUGCAAUUUCGCCCCUACGGAGGCUUUCCAAAGAGAUGUUGGAAAGAAAACCAACCUUACCACGUUCAACCCCAGCAUCCUGGAAAAAUAUUACAACAAUCUUUUGACCAUUCAGGACCGUAACAACUUUUUCCUCAGUUUAAAAAAGCUCGAUGGGGCCAUUCUUUGGAUCCCUGCAUUUUUCUUCCACACUUCAGCAACUGUUACCAGGACAUUAGUUGACUUUUUUGUUGAACACAGAGGUCAGUUAAAGGUCCAAUUGGCUUGGCCUGGAAAUAUAAUGCAGCAUGUCAACAGGUACUGGAAAAACAAACAUUUGUCACCCAAACGGCUGAGCACAGGUAUUCUUAUGUACACUCUUGCAUCAGCAAUAUGUGAAGAGAUCCACUUGUAUGGAUUUUGGCCUUUUGGAUUUGACCCCAACACAAGGGAAGAUCUUCCAUACCAUUACUAUGACAAAAAAGGAACCAAAUUUACCACCAAGUGGCAGGAGUCCCACCAGCUGCCUGCUGAGUUUCAGCUGCUGUACCGAAUGCACGGGGAAGGGCUCACCAAGCUGACUCUGUCACACUGUGCCUAAGAACUUGGAACAGAAAGUGCCAAAUGGCUGUUUAAAAAGUGCCCCAAAUCAAAUUGAAUAGUCAUCAGAAUAGAACCCUAGAGAAUUUCUUAUAAGGAUUGUCUGCCAUUUAAAAGGAAAGAUGUCUUCUCUCCCUCUGUUGCACUGCUCUUUUAAGGGGCUUAGCAGGACAGACGCAUUGAAGCCACAUGAUUUAAACUUGAUUGAUAAAAGGAAUGUUGCAUUUGGAACUAUGCUGCUAACGAGAUGGUUUAAAGUAUUUUCAUGUUUGUAUUUUAAUAAUAAACUGCCUCCCAUUUUUU